Molecule: messenger RNA, 4162 nt
Organism: Dreissena polymorpha
Lineage: Eukaryota; Metazoa; Mollusca; Bivalvia; Myida; Dreissenidae
Exons: 7
Coding region: 440-1021 (193 amino acids)
Molecular function (GO): calcium ion binding
Source: RefSeq, a predicted model, not a curated record
GACAAGUUUUCUCUCAAAGACGACAGUCACAUUGCAUUAGUAAGAGCAUUGUCGACAUUUUAUGGAAUCUUCCAUGAACUCGUUGUUGUCGAAUGAAGUAGACGUGGACGGAAAAGUGUUGCAGCCGAAGUUCUCUGUCGAGAUUUGAUCGAGCUUGUCAUCGUUUUGGCGGGAAAUAACUUCAUGAUAUUUUGGCGGGAAUUUGCACUGGGCAAGAUAUUUUUCGCUGGAAAAUUCGAAACCAAAGCAGAAUCAUUCAUGAAAGUGAUGUAUGUUUUUAAGUGCGUGUUAUCAUGAAUAGCAAACGAACCUAGAUGGAAUAACUAUGUGAAGUACAUACAGACGAACGAUUAAUUUUAGUCACGUUAAAUUUUCGCGCGAUCUACACUUUGCUUCUUGGUACGUGAAUUGUGCUUUGAAUAUGUAAAGGUCUAGUAAGAUGGGAAAACGAGCGAGCAAACUAAGUUCAACUGACGUGAAAGACUUAAUGGGAUGUACAUAUUUUAACAAAAAGGAACUUCAGACUUGGUACAAAGAUUUCCUGAAAGAAUGCCCCACUGGCGAACUGAAACAGGAGGAGUUUGAAUCAAUUUAUCAGCAGUUCUUCCCCCAUGGAAGUCCCAAAAAGUUUGCGGCCUAUGUGUUCAACAUAUUUGAUACAAACAAGGACGGACACAUUUCCUUCAAGGAGUUUAUCUGUGCCCUGUCUGUAACAUCGAGGGGAAGUCUGGACGAGAAACUGGACUGGGCCUUCAGCCUGUAUGACGUGGACAAUGACGGCUACAUCACGCGCAGAGAGAUGAUCGAGAUUAUAGACGCCAUCUACAGCAUGGUGGGUAGCCUCCUGGAGCUGCCCAAGGACGAGGAUACGCCGGAGAAACGGGCCAACAAGAUCUUUCAGCAGAUGGAUGCGAACAAGGACGGCAUGUUAUCGAAAGAUGAGUUUCGAGAAGGUUCUAAAUGUGACCCUUGGAUCGUCCAAGCCUUAACGAUUGACACUGGCCCUCAUGUUAGCAGUUGAUGUAUUCAAAGUUGACACUAAACAACAUCGACACUUGACACCUAUAUGGUGAUUGACUUCAUGUUAUAACUUGCUGUAUUUGCCAUCAACACUUUACUGCUCUAUUGUCACUGACUUAAUUUUAGAAUUUACUGUUUUUGUCAUCAACACUUGACACCUUAAUGAUGAUUGACUUCAUUUUAGAAUUUACUGUAUUUGUCAUCAAGACUUUACACCUUAAUGAUGAUUGACUUCAUUUUAGAAUUUACUGUAUUUGUCAUCAACACUUGACACCUUAAUGAUGAUUGACUUCAUUUUAGAAUUUACUGUAUUUGUCAUCACAACUUUACACCUUAAUGAUGAUUGACUUCAUUUUAGAAUUUACGGUUUUUGUCAUCAACACUUGACACCUUAAUAAUCAUUGACUUCAUUUUAGAAUUUACUGUAUUUGUCAUCAAGACUUUACACCUUAAUAAUGAUUGACUUCAUUUUAGAAUUUACUGUAUUUGUCAUCAACACUUGACACCUUAAUGAUGAUUGACUUCUUGUUAGAAGUUUCUGUAUUCAUUAUCAAGACUUUACACCUUUAUGAUGAUUUACUUUAUGUUAGAAGUUUCUGUAUUCAAUAUCAAGACUUUACACCUUUAUAAUGAUUGAUUUCAUGUUAGAAACGUUUCUGUAUUCAACAUCAACACUUGACACCUUUAUGAUGAUUGACUUCAUAAUAGAAGUUACUGUAUACAACAUCAAGACUUGACACCUAUAUGGUCAUUGACUUCACGGUAGAAGUAACUGUAUUUGACAUCGACACUUGACACCUACAUGGUGAUUGACUUCAUGUUAUAACUUGCUUUAUUCAACAUUGACACUUUACUGUUCUAUUGUAACUGACUUAAUUUUAGAAUUUGCUGUAUUUGUCAUCAACACUUGACACUUUUAUGAUGAUUGACUUCAUGAUAGAAGUUGCUGUAUUUAACAUCAAGACUUGACACCUAUAUGGUCAUUGACUUCACGGUAGAAGUAACUGUAUUUGUCAUCAACACUUAACAACUUAAUGAUGAUUGUCUUAAUUAAAGAAGUUUUUGUAUUCAACACAGACACUUGACACCUUUAUGAUGAUUGACUUAAUGAUAGAAGUUUCUGUAUUCAACAUCGACACUUGACACCUAUAUGAUGAUUGACUUCAUGUUAGAAUUUGCUGUAUUUUUCAUCAACAAUUCACACCUUUAUGAUGAUUGACUUCAUGUUAUAACUUAAUUUAUUCGACAUCGACACUUAACUUCUCUAUUGUCACUGACUUCAUUUUAGACUUUGCUGUGUUUGUCAUCAACACUUGACACCUUAAUAAUGAUUGACUUCAUUUUAGGAGUUAUUCAACAUCGAGACUUGACACCUUUAUGAUGAUUGACUUCAUGAUAGAAGUUGCUGUAUUCAACAUCGACACGUGACACCUUUAUGGUCACUGACUUCAUGUUAGAAUUUGCUGUAUUUGACAUCGACACUUGACACCUAUAUAGUCACUGACUUCAUGUUAGAAUUUGCUGUAUUUGACAUCAACACUUGACACCAGUAUAAUUACUGGAUCAGUGGGGAAAACUAAAUAUGCAUAGGAGAAGGAAGAUACACAUGUGGACCUGAAUGUUCUUUCUAUUGUGAAAUAUUUUAUGCAUGGUUUUGUAGUUAUUUUAGCUGUUAAAUUAUUUAAUGAGGUUAAGUUUUAAAUGGUGUUAAUUGUUCUUUAUUUUAAAGUGUAAUGUGCUGUUUGUAAUACCAUAUUAUAUGGAGAACAUUGUUUUGUAUUUAAUAAGAGUAACAUGUUUAAGUUUUAAAUUGUCUCUUCAGAUACAAUGUAUAUUGUUUUGUACCAUGUAUAGGUAUUUGAUGUAUGAAUUUAUGUAACUUUCAUUUCGAGACAUAAGAAUUUAUUGUCACGUGCUUUAAAUUACAAUCAUACGGAAUGCAUAUAAAUUAUUUUAUUUAAAAUGUUAAAGACAGCAUUUCAAGAAUCAAACAUUGGCAACAUUUUCUUCGACUGAUCAGUCACAUGAAGUUUUUCGGAGCAAAUGACUUCACUUAAGUGAACAAUACACCUAUGUACCAAUUAUGAACAAAAUUUGUAAAUACGAAAUGGUAUUGAACAGCAGAAUGUAAACAUGAGGUACAAGUACAACACAAUAAUGCGUACAGUAUUUUAAAUUUGUAAAGAAAUUCAUUUUAAAGUUGAUUAUAAAGUCUCAGCUUGACUAUUAAAACUCCUGAACUCAUUUGAUAAAAUAUGGUAAUGAUUCAUUUUUUUAUGUCUUUGUAUCUCUUUUUAUGUCUUCUUAGAUCAGUUUCGUUCUGGUUUUAUUUCUGAGAAUCUUGUUCAUAUCAUGUUGCAAAUAACUUUUUAAGUAACUUUUUUUAGUCAAUUAAUAACUAUUUUCUGAUUCUUGUCUACUUAACCAUUGGUUAAAUUACAUAAAUGUUAACUUUCUACAUACAAGAAAUCUCAAUAUCAUUGUUAUUUAAAAAAACGGUGAAAGGUCAAAGGUCAAAUAUAUGGGGGACAUAGUGUUUCCAAAUGCAUCUUGUUAUAUAUUAGAUAUUUCACUUAUUAUUAAUAAAUUUUAUUUUUGCAAAUUUUGCUUGUAAAAGUCAAGCCACGUUGUUGCAGAGCCAUAUUGUUGGUGAACACAAAUCACAAGGAAUGCUUAAGCUCACAUGAGCACAUGUUCUUGUUGAGCCCUAGUGACCACCCUUGUCCAUCAUCUGUGAAACUAAGUCAGUAACCAGUUGUACAAAUGAUAUGUGGACCACGUUUGCAACUGGGUCACUCUGGGUAAUUAACUAGGUCACUAAGACACAUUGAAGAAAAAGCUAGUGAAUGCUCAAUAAGCCGCAUUUUAGCCCUAUCAACAGUAAACUUGGUCACAACAUUUCUCCAAAAUACAUAUUCGCCAAGUUCUAUACAGGGUCACUUGGUCAUAUUAAACAAGUAGAUUGUUAACGCUAGAAGUAACUUUUUUUGCUAAUUUUUCAUAAAUAUUGCUCAGAACAUUUUUUCUAAUGAUGUCUCCACUGAGUUAAAUAUGGUUUUAGUUUAAUUGAAAAACAUGUUUGCCAUGAGGUUGGAAAGUUAUUUUUGCUCGACUGUUUUCGGAGAAAACCAGAGGUAUUGUC